AUGCCGGACGAUAAAAAGAACUUACUAGACGCUUCUGGAGCACAAACCGCUGAAGAUAGAACAGCAACUGCUAUCUUGAGAAGAAAGAAGAAGGAUAAUGCAUUGAUUGUAGACGACGCUGAAAAUGAUGAUAACUCUGUUAUUACUAUGUCGUCUAACACAAUGGAAUUGUUGCAAUUAUUCAGAGGAGACACCGUGUUGGUCAAGGGAAAGAAGAGAAAAGAUACGGUGUUAAUUGUAUUGGCUGAUGAUGAUAUGGAUGAUGGUGUUGCUAGAAUUAAUAGAUGUGUCCGUAAUAACUUGAGAGUUAGACUUGGGGACAUUGUGAGUAUUCACCCAUGCCCAGACAUCAAGUAUGCCAACAGAAUCAGCGUUUUGCCUAUUGCUGACACCGUUGAAGGUAUAACCGGAUCACUUUUUGACGUGUACUUGAAGCCAUACUUUGUCGAGGCCUACAGACCAGUCAGAAAGGGAGACUUGUUCACUGUCAGAGGUGGUAUGAGACAGGUUGAAUUCAAGGUUGUUGAGGUUGAUCCAGAAGAAAUUGCCAUUGUCGCCCAAGACACGAUUAUUCAUUGUGAAGGUGAACCAAUUAACCGUGAAGACGAAGAAAACAACAUGAAUGAAGUUGGUUACGAUGAUAUCGGUGGAUGUAGGAAGCAAAUGGCUCAAAUUAGAGAAUUGGUCGAGUUGCCAUUGCGCCACCCACAAUUAUUCAAGUCUAUUGGUAUCAAACCUCCAAAGGGUAUCUUGAUGUAUGGUCCUCCAGGUACUGGUAAGACUGUCAUGGCGAGGGCUGUUGCGAAUGAGACAGGUGCAUUUUUCUUCUUGAUUAAUGGUCCAGAAAUUAUGUCCAAGAUGGCAGGUGAAUCUGAAUCUAACUUGAGAAAAGCAUUCGAAGAAGCAGAGAAAAAUUCGCCAUCCAUUAUCUUCAUUGAUGAAAUCGAUUCUAUUGCUCCUAAGAGAGACAAGACUAAUGGUGAAGUUGAAAGAAGAGUUGUUUCUCAAUUAUUAACUCUUAUGGACGGUAUGAAGGCAAGAUCUAACACCGUUGUUAUUGCCGCAACUAACAGACCAAACUCCAUUGAUCCAGCCUUGAGAAGAUUCGGUAGAUUUGAUAGAGAAGUCGAUAUAGGUGUUCCUGAUGCAGCAGGCCGUUUGGAAAUUUUAAGAAUCCACACCAAAAACAUGAAAUUAAAUGACGAUGUCGAUUUAGAGGCCAUUGCUUCUGAAACUCACGGUUUUGUGGGUGCGGAUAUUGCUUCCUUAUGUUCAGAAGCAGCUAUGCAACAAAUUAGAGAAAAGAUGGACCUUAUUGAUUUAGAGGAAGAAACUAUCGAUGCAGAAGUUUUGGAUUCAUUAGGUGUUACAAUGGAGAACUUCAAGUUUGCUUUAGGCAACUCCAACCCAUCGGCAUUACGUGAAACCGUUGUGGAGAAUGUCAAUGUUACUUGGAAUGACAUUGGUGGAUUAGAUACCAUCAAGAAUGAGUUAAAGGAAACUGUUGAAUAUCCUGUUUUACAUCCAGAUCAAUAUCAAAAGUUUGGAUUAUCACCUUCUAAGGGUGUAUUAUUUUAUGGUCCUCCAGGUACUGGUAAGACCUUGUUAGCCAAGGCCGUUGCUACCGAAGUUUCUGCUAAUUUCAUUUCAGUCAAAGGUCCGGAAUUAUUAAGUAUGUGGUAUGGUGAAUCAGAGUCUAAUAUUCGUGAUAUUUUCGAUAAGGCCAGAGCUGCAGCUCCAACUGUUGUCUUCCUCGAUGAAUUGGAUUCUAUUGCCAAAGCUAGAGGUGGAUCGCAUGGCGAUGCCGGUGGUGCUUCUGACCGUGUUGUUAAUCAAUUAUUGACAGAAAUGGAUGGUAUGAAUGCCAAAAAGAAUGUUUUCGUCAUCGGUGCAACUAAUAGACCUGAUCAAAUCGAUCCAGCUUUAUUGAGACCUGGUAGAUUAGAUCAAUUAAUCUAUGUUCCAUUACCAGAUGAAGUGGCUAGAUUAUCUAUUUUACAAGCCCAAUUAAGAAACACUCCAUUAGAACCAGGUUUGGAUUUGUUAGAAAUUGCAAAGAUCACCAAUGGUUUCUCGGGUGCAGAUUUAUCAUACAUUGUUCAAAGAUCUGCUAAGUUUGCUAUUAAGGAUUCCAUUGAAGCGCAUAUCAGGUUACAAAAGUCUAAGGCAGAUUCUAAACAAGGUGAUGAUGUUGAAAUGACCGAAGAAUCUAAGCCUGCAGGUGACGAAGAAGAAGAAGAGGAAGAAGACCCUGUUCCUUAUAUUACUAGAGCUCAUUUCGAAGAAGCUAUGAAGACAGCCAAGCGUUCCGUCUCCGAUGCUGAAUUACGUCGUUAUGAAGCUUAUUCUCAACAAAUGCAAGCUUCAAGAGGACAAUUCACCAACUUUAGAUUUAGUGAAGGUGAAGGCAAUGAAGGCGCUCAAUCCAACUCUACUGGAAAUGAAAAUGCUGCUGCUUUUGGUAAUGUUGAAGAAGACGAUGAUUUAUAUAGUUAG
Debaryomyces hansenii CBS767 is the source of this 2496-nucleotide messenger RNA. RefSeq names its product AAA family ATPase (gene CDC48). Gene Ontology annotation, cellular component: nucleus; cytosol; VCP-NPL4-UFD1 AAA ATPase complex. Gene Ontology annotation, molecular function: ATP hydrolysis activity; polyubiquitin modification-dependent protein binding; ATP binding. Bases 1 to 2496 code for a protein of 831 amino acids. NCBI's taxonomy places the organism in Eukaryota, Fungi, Ascomycota, Pichiomycetes, Serinales, Debaryomycetaceae. The record is from RefSeq and is a predicted model, not a curated record. Gene Ontology annotation, biological process: retrograde protein transport, ER to cytosol; mitotic spindle disassembly; autophagosome maturation. The transcript has a single exon.